This is a messenger RNA of Urocitellus parryii (Arctic ground squirrel), 1244 nucleotides long. RefSeq names its product lin-7 cell polarity scaffold A (gene Lin7a). Lineage: Eukaryota; Metazoa; Chordata; Mammalia; Rodentia; Sciuridae. Gene Ontology annotation, molecular function: protein binding. The record is from RefSeq and is a predicted model, not a curated record.
GCUCCACUAAGCGCCGCGUCUGAAGAUCUGCUGCCACGGAACAGUUGCGUCUCCAUCUGGCUGCCAACCCACCCGAGCUUUCUUCUCCUCCUCCACCACCACCUUCCUGCCUUCCCCCUCCUCCCCCUCCUUUCCGUCUUCCCUCUCCACCCCCGCCCCCAAUCUCCUCCUCUUUUUCUCACUACAAGCGGUUGCUGAUGCUGAAGCUGAGCGUCACUUCGGCUCCCACGGCAGACAUGGCGACAUUGACAGUGGUCCAGCCGCUUACUCUGGACAGAGAUGUUGCAAGAGCAAUUGAAUUACUGGAAAAACUACAGGAAUCUGGAGAAGUACCAGUACACAAGCUACAGUCUCUCAAAAAAGUGCUUCAGAGUGAGUUUUGUACAGCAAUCCGAGAGGUAUAUCAAUACAUGCAUGAAACGAUAACUGUUAAUGGCUGUCCCGAAUUCCGUGCAAGGGCCACAGCAAAGGCCACAGUUGCAGCAUUUGCAGCUAGUGAAGGCCACUCCCACCCUCGGGUAGUCGAACUGCCAAAGACUGAUGAAGGCCUUGGUUUUAACGUGAUGGGAGGAAAGGAGCAAAAUUCUCCCAUUUAUAUCUCUCGCAUCAUUCCUGGAGGGGUGGCUGAAAGACAUGGAGGCCUCAAAAGAGGAGACCAGCUGCUAUCGGUGAAUGGAGUGAGCGUGGAAGGAGAGCACCAUGAGAAAGCUGUGGAACUACUCAAGGCUGCAAAGGACAGUGUCAAGCUGGUGGUCCGAUACACCCCGAAAGUCCUGGAAGAAAUGGAGGCUCGCUUUGAGAAGCUGCGGACAGCCCGGCGUAGGCAACAGCAGCAAUUGCUCAUUCAACAGCAGCAGCAGCAGCAGCAACAAACACAGCAAAACCACAUGUCCUAGGCCCUUGCAGGAAAGCUACUUGAUCCAACAUCUAAUAGUCACAAGUCUGAAAAACGUGCUUCAGAAUCCCAGCACAUAGUAAAGGAAAAGACAACACUGAUAAUUAUACCUGUCAAGAAGCUGUGAACACAUGGUGUAUAAAGUCUUUACCACGGCAACUCGACACCUUCUUUCUCUGGGCUUGAGCCACCCUGUCGCCCCCCACCCCUCCCUGUUCACUGGCUCUUUACACACACAGACCUUCCAUUCACUGCAGUGAGAAUCCUCAGUGUGUAGAAGGAGAGAUGCUCUCCAGUCUGCAGACUGAAACAGUAUGAGAAGAGUAAAGUCUGUGACUUUGGAAUAAAU